AUGGAUGAAGAGACAAAAUCAUUAAUAAGAUCGAUCUAUCUACAAAAUAAAGAGAUAAAGGAGGAUAUUCUGAUCAUUAAAAACGACCUACAGAAAGUUUCCACAAAUAUCCAGGAACUAGAGGAAAAAGUUAAAUUUUUAGAAACUCAAAAUAAUGACCUGAAUGCUGAAAUAGAAAUAGUCAAAAGAAACAAAAAAAAAAACAAUUUAGUCAUUUUUGGAAUAGAAGAGGUAGAAGAAAGCGAAACGUGGAGUGUUGUGAAAGCAACCUUAGAAAGCAAACUCAGUAUAAAACUGGAGGAGGAUGAUAUAAAUAACUCGUUAAGAAUUGGAAAACAAAAUACAAAUGGGAAAAGGCCAAUAAUCUUGGAGCUGGUACGUAAUCUCAAGAAACAAGAAAUUCUUAAAAAUUGUAGGAAACUCAAAGGGACUGAAAUAUCAAUAAGUCACGACCUAACACCGAAAGAAAGGGAUGAGAAAAAAGUUUUGUACAAGCACUAUAAAGAAGCAAAAGAAAAUAAGUGUGAGGCCACCCUAUUCAGAAACAAACUUGUUAUCAACGGUGUUCCGUACAAGUACGAAGAUUUCGUGAAAGAAAACAUAGAUUUGGACCAUAUAGAAACCCUUGGAAACUCGUCUGAUUCAUCGUCUAAAAGGAAAAACGCACUGAGCCCCCAAGAAGGACGGCCCAAAAGAUUUACAAGAAGCGUCAGUAAAGAAACAAAGAAGGUGGACUAA
Molecule: messenger RNA, 738 nt
Organism: Phaedon cochleariae (mustard beetle)
Lineage: Eukaryota; Metazoa; Arthropoda; Insecta; Coleoptera; Chrysomelidae
Source: the annotation of a GenBank genome assembly